Molecule: messenger RNA, 1117 nt
Organism: Saccostrea cuccullata (small rock oyster)
Lineage: Eukaryota; Metazoa; Mollusca; Bivalvia; Ostreida; Ostreidae
Exons: 4
Coding region: 332-1117 (261 amino acids)
Cellular component (GO): nucleus
Source: RefSeq, a predicted model, not a curated record
UGGCCCCGGGGCCACGAACAUUUUAUAUUACUCAACUCAAAUCUGUGUAGAGUAAACUUUACUUUACUCUCCGGAGUUGCGACUGAAAAAAGUGUGCCACGAACGCUAAGGAAACUCAACUCACCAGAGUAACAAAACUCUGCACGAAACUCAAAUUGUUUUUAAUGAUAUAAGAGGUCUUACCAAUAAAAAUAAAUUCAAAAACCUUUAAACGCCUUUUCUGUGUUCAUUUUUCCGUUUCAUUCAUGAUUUUCUGCAUAAUAACAUAUAACUAUGACGUCAUAUUUGUUUUGAUGACGUUACAUGUGUAUGGAGCGCCUGUCUAAGCAAAAUGGAAGGGGUUCCAUUAGACUCGGUAAUAUAUGACAUAAUUUUGCCGCAAAGUAGUUUAAUAGAAGAAACUCCUCUAAGUUUAGACGUAAACAAAAUACAGUUUGAAGAUUGCGAACUUACACCUUUGGCCUCUAGCACUCCAAAUCCUAAAAGAAAACCAACUUGGAGUGAAUUGGAACAAAAUAUUCUGUUGGAAGAAGUAACAAAAAAUGAAAAGACGCUUUUCGGGAAAUUUAAAGGACCUGGCCGAGGGAAAAGAGAGCGAGAAGAGGCCUGGGAAAAUGUGGCCAGGGCAGUAAAUGAAGUAGGUAUUUGUCUUCGGACAGGAAAGGAGGCUUCCAAGCAAUAUGCGAAUUUGAAAACCAGAGCAAAGGACAAACUGUCGCAAAUGAAACGACCCAAGACAGGUGGAGGUCCAAAGCCCCCAUCACCAACCCCUGUUGAGCAAGCCAUGCUGAAUACGUUGGAGGGAAGGCCGUCAAUGCAGGGAUUGGACUCUGGUUUUGAUUCUGGUGACAUGGAGGUGGAUUGUUCGUCUGGAGAGUCUGCCUCUAACUCCACAACUUCAGCUACAUGUAUCUCCAGUACUCAAAACUCCUGCGCAGCAAAAAGUCAGAAAGGGCCUGAAAAGAAAACCAAAAGUUUAAUCGAACUGCAGAAAGACUUACUAAUGACAGAAAAGAAGAAGAUGGAAAUGGAGAUGGAGGUAUUGAAGCUGAAAAAGGAGAAGUUGGUUGAAGAAAUGGAGCUCUUGCGUAUUCAAAAAGAGAGAUUAUUAAAUUAA